Messenger RNA from Pongo pygmaeus (Bornean orangutan), 4235 nucleotides. RefSeq names its product neuregulin 2 (gene NRG2). The transcript is spliced from 11 exons. The record is from RefSeq and is a predicted model, not a curated record. Gene Ontology annotation, molecular function: signaling receptor binding. Bases 260 to 2803 code for a protein of 847 amino acids. Lineage: Eukaryota; Metazoa; Chordata; Mammalia; Primates; Hominidae. Gene Ontology annotation, biological process: nervous system development; animal organ development; intracellular signal transduction.
AGCAAGUGGGCGGGCGUCCCAUCCUCCGCAUCCUCCUCCAGGUCCUGGCGCACAGGGUGGGAGCGCUGCGCUGCGCCGCGCUGCGCAUCGCGGCCCGCUUGCCGCCUGCCCCCUGCCCUAGCUGGGCCACCUCCCCGGGCUGCCGGUGGAGGGCUAAGAGGCGCUAACGUUACGCUGUUUCCGGUUUUCCAGCGGGCUCUGUUUCCCCUCCCAAAGCGGCGGCGGCUGAGCGGCGGAGCCCCCCAAAUGGCCUGGCCAGAUGCGGCAGGUUUGCUGCUCAGCGCUGCCGCCGCCGCCACUGGAGAAGGGUCGGUGCAGCAGCUACAGCGACAGCAGCAGCAGCAGCGAGAGGAGCAGCAACAGCAGCAGCAGCAGCAGCGAGAACGGCAGCAGCAGCAGGAGCAGCAGCAACAACAGCAGCAUCUCUCGUCCCGCUGCGCCCCCAGAGCCGCGGCCGCAGAAACAGCCGCAGCCCCGCAGCCCCGCAGCCCGGAGAGCCGCCGCCCGUUCGCGAGCCGCAGCCGCCGGCGGCAUGAGGCGCGACCCGGCCCCCGGCUUCUCCAUGCUGCUCUUCGGUGUGUCGCUCGCCUGCUACUCGCCCAGCCUCAAGUCAGUGCAGGACCAGGCGUACAAGGCACCCGUGGUGGUGGAGGGCAAGGUACAGGGGCUGGCCCCAGCCGGCGGCUCCAGCUCCAACAGCACCCGAGAGCCGCCCGCCUCGGGUCGGGUGGCGUUGGUAAAGGUGCUGGACAAGUGGCCGCUCCGGAGCGGGGGGCUGCAGCGCGAGCAGGUGAUCAGCGUGGGCUCCUGUGCGCCGCUCGAAAGGAACCAGCGCUACAUCUUUUUCCUGGAGCCCACGGAACAGCCCUUAGUCUUUAAGACGGCCUUUGCCCCUCUCGAUACCAACGGCAAAAAUCUCAAGAAAGAGGUGGGCAAGAUCCUGUGCACUGACUGCGCCACCCGGCCCAAGUUGAAGAAGAUGAAGAGCCAGACGGGACAGGUGGGUGAGAAGCAAUCGCUGAAGUGUGAGGCAGCAGCCGGUAAUCCCCAGCCUUCCUACCGUUGGUUCAAGGAUGGCAAGGAGCUCAACCGCAGCCGAGACAUUCGCAUCAAAUAUGGCAAUGGCAGAAAGAACUCACGACUACAGUUCAACAAGGUGAAGGUGGAGGACGCUGGGGAGUAUGUCUGCGAGGCCGAGAACAUCCUGGGGAAGGACACCGUCCGGGGCCGGCUUUACGUCAACAGCGUGAGCACCACCCUGUCAUCCUGGUCGGGGCAUGCCCGGAAGUGCAACGAGACAGCCAAGUCCUAUUGUGUCAAUGGAGGCGUCUGCUACUACAUCGAGGGCAUCAAUCAGCUCUCCUGCAAGUGUCCUGUGGGAUACACCGGGGACAGGUGUCAGCAGUUCGCAAUGGUCAACUUCUCCAAGCACCUUGGAUUUGAAUUAAAGGAAGCCGAGGAGCUGUACCAGAAGAGAGUCCUGACCAUCACGGGCAUCUGCGUGGCUCUGCUGGUCGUGGGCAUCGUCUGUGUGGUAGCCUACUGCAAGACCAAAAAACAGCGGAAGCAGAUGCACAACCACCUCCGGCAGAACAUGUGCCCGGCCCAUCAGAACCGGAGCUUGGCCAAUGGGCCCAGCCACCCCCGGCUGGACCCAGAGGAGAUCCAGAUGGCAGAUUAUAUUUCCAAGAACGUGCCAGCCACAGACCAUGUCAUCAGGAGAGAAACUGAGACCACCUUCUCUGGGAGCCACUCCUGUUCUCCUUCUCACCACUGCUCCACAGCCACACCCACCUCCAGCCACAGACAUGAGAGCCACACGUGGAGCCUGGAACGUUCUGAGAGCCUGACUUCUGACUCCCAGUCGGGGAUCAUGCUAUCAUCAGUGGGUACCAGCAAAUGCAACAGCCCAGCAUGUGUGGAGGCCCGGGCAAGGCGGGCAGCAGCCCACAACCUGGAGGAGCGGCGCAGGGCCACCGCGCCACCCUAUCAUGAUUCCGUGGACUCCCUUCGCGACUCCCCACACAGUGAGAGGUACGUGUCGGCCCUGACCACGCCCGCGCGCCUCUCGCCCGUGGACUUCCACUACUCGCUGGCGACGCAGGUGCCAACUUUCGAGAUCACGUCCCCCAACUCGGCGCACGCCGUGUCGCUGCCGCCGGCGGCACCCAUCAGUUACCGCCUGGCCGAGCAGCAGCCGUUACUGCGGCACCCGGCGCCCCCCGGCCCGGGACCCGGGCCCGGGCCCGGCGCAGACAUGCAGCGCAGCUACGACAGCUACUAUUACCCCGCGGCGGGGCCCGGACCGCGGCGCGGGACCUGCGCGCUCGGCGGUAGCCUGGGCAGCCUGCCCGCCAGCCCCUUCCGCAUCCCGGAGGACGACGAGUACGAGACCACGCAGGAGUGCGCGCCCCCGCCGCCGCCGCGGCCGCGCGCGCGCGGUGCGUCCCGCAGGACGUCGGCGGGGCCCCGGCGCUGGCGCCGCUCGCGCCUCAAUGGGCUGGCGGCGCAGCGCGCACGGGCGGCGCGGGACUCGCUGUCGCUGAGCAGCGGCUCGGGCGGCGGCUCGGCAUCGGCGUCGGACGACGACGCGGACGACGCGGACGGGGCGCUGGCGGCCGAGAGCACGCCUUUCCUGGGCCUGCGCGGGGCGCACGACGCGCUGCGCUCGGACUCGCCGCCACUGUGCCCGGCGGCCGACAGCAGGACUUACUACUCCCUGGACAGCCACAGCACGCGGGCCAGCAGCAGACACAGCCGCGGGCCGCCCCCGCGGGCCAAGCAGGACUCGGCGCCACUCUAGAGCCCCGCCGCGCGCCCCUCCGCCUCGCCCGCCCCACUAUCUUUAAGGAGACCAGAGACCACCUACUGGAGAGAAAGGGGGAAAAAAGAAAUAAAAAUAUUUUUAUUUUCUAUAAAAGGAAAAAAGUAUAACAAAAUGUUUUAUUUUCAUUUUAGCAAAAAUUGUCUUAUAAUACUAGCUAACGGCAAAGACGUUUUUAUAGGGAAACUAUUUAUAUGUAACAUCCUGAUUUACAGCUUCCGAAAAAAAAAGAAACAAAAAAAAAGAGAGAUGGGCCAAUUUUUUGACUCUUUAAUAGAAACCUAUUUUGUGGUGCCUUUUGCUGUACGCUCAUCUGGGGCUCCAGGGGACAGGUCUGGGUGGUGGGAUGCUGAGAGUGACAGCAGGGAGAGAAGAGGCUGCGGGUUCUGGUGGGGGCGAGGGUGGGAGGCGGUGGGGGUUGGCCCUAAGGAAGAACUGAGGACAGAGUAGCUUUGCUCCCAGGCAAGAGCUGAAGUUCCCGCCCCCUGGGAGGAGAGGGCCAGGACCCUAGGCUUGGAGCUGGAGCUGGGGUAACUUCCAGGGGGAGAUAAAGACACAGCUACCCGAAUGGGGAAGCCCUGGCUACUCACAGCUGUUAAAAGAGGGGGGCAGAGAAAGGUCUCCCCAAGAGCCUGAGCCCAGGGAGGUGGCAGCUCUGCCAGGGGCCCAAUAUUGGCGGCUCCUGUCCCCCACAGCCUCCAGGACGCCCCUCCGUCCUCUGCAGCACCUUCGUUUACAGGUCGUCUUUUCUAUUUUACACCUGCAUGUCCUUUGCAUUUCAGAUUCUUUAGAUUGGAUGCAUGGUCACGCUGGGACCGAGAAGAGCCACUCGACAGUGUAUUCCCCUUUUAGCAAUAAAGUAACACCAUUUCCUUCUCACAGGCUGCCUCCUAGCCCCCAACCCACCUAUGACAUCCACUCGUCUCCAGUCCUGCCCUCCCACCCCCAAAAACUGGGUCCACUGCUAAUUUGUCAAAAAGGUAAUUGUUUAAAAAAAAAAAAUCCCAAACAGAAACAGAUGGGAAUCCUGUCCUGAAAUGUCUGAACACCUGACUGUUGACACUUGAACAUUUUUAUAUUAUAAAUAAAAUCAGAAAUAACUCCUGUUUGACUGUGUGUGCCUAGCCUCAGAUGAGGAGGGAAGUCAGAGCACGAAGUCCCAUGGUGGAUGUGGAUGAUGCUGGCCUGGAGGUUGGAGGGGGCCAAGGCAGUCCCUGGAAGGAAGUGACCCUGUCUCCAGUCUCUCUGGCCCCAGCUCCCAGGACAGACUCCAGCCCUCCUCCCGCUUCCAAGAAUAUUUACAAGGUGUCCCCACUGGCUGCUGGGGAACCUGGCCAAGGGACUGACACAAAUUGCUCUGCUUCAAACUCAGCGUUGGAACUCUGGCCCAGUUCCUGCCCUGGAUCUGUGG